Molecule: messenger RNA, 2316 nt
Organism: Durio zibethinus
Lineage: Eukaryota; Viridiplantae; Streptophyta; Magnoliopsida; Malvales; Malvaceae
Source: RefSeq, a predicted model, not a curated record
UGAUUUCAUGACAAAAAUCACCUUACUAAGAAUUGUGAACCAUAUAUUGAUAAGGGAAAUGAUAUUUUUAUUUUCCAGCAUGAAAGUGAUUGAAUGUGCAGCAUUCACGCAAUGAGAUCUAAUCUCAUUUAUGUUCGACACUGCUGGGUAGAUUUAUUAUUGGUUCCUAAUUUUUGAAAUUCACCCUCUGGCACCAUUUAUGUCUACACUUAAAAACACAUUCAAGUCUUCUGCUUCCCUAUCUCUCUCUCACCUUCUGGUUUCUACUCCUCUCUCUCCCUCACUCCCUCUCUUCCUUUUGACUUGCAGCUUCUGAUGCAGUAAAAGGAAACAAAUGUCAGCAAAUCCUACAAACUCACAUGAUACUUAGCUUAAAGUUUAAUUUUUUUUCUAUUGUUAUAGGCAUUAAGGGUGGUUUUUUUUUGGUAGUCCCAGAUGGGAUCCCUGCUAGCAUAUGAUUCCAGCCUAAAGUUUCAAUCUUGGUAAGUUCUGUCAAUCCCUCUCUCUAGAAACACAAUGGACAGGAUUUUCCAUGAAAUCAAGCAAAGAAGCUUGCUUUCUCCGUCAGAGCAGCCAUAUUACUUCCCUCAAUCACCAGCAUUACUGCCUGCACCGCAAAAUUUGCAAUCUGAUAGUUUCAAUUUGAAUAACAAGGUUAGUCCAAGUAUAUUACUCGUCAUUAUAAUCCUAGCUACCAUUUUCUUUGUUUCUGGUUUGCUUCACCUUUUAGUUAGAUUUCUUUGGAGAACUCCCAAUAGAGCCCCGGAAGAUAUAGACAACGUGACUGCUCGUCAAGGGCAGUUGCAACAACUAUUCCAUCUCCAUGAUGCUGGCGUUGAUCAAUCUUUUAUAGAUACUCUCCCUGUUUUUCACUACAAAGCCAUUAUAGGAGUAAAGAACCCAUUUGAUUGUGCUAUUUGCCUGUGUGAAUUUGAGCCUGAAGACAAGCUUAGGUUGCUACCAAAAUGCAGCCAUGCCUUCCACAUGGAGUGUAUUGACACUUGGCUUUUGUCUCAUUCCACAUGUCCUUUAUGUAGAGCUAGCUUACUCCCUGAUUUCUCUCCAAAUAAUAGUUCACCCAUUGUUCUUGUUCUUGAAUCUGGGAGUGAGAGCUCAAGAGAGAUUUUCACUGAUAGAGAAGGUGUUCUAGGCAGAACCAGCUCAGUUCUGAGAUCAAAUUCCCAUCUGGGUCUUUGUGGAGACACUGAAUUGGGGUCAUCCCAGCGUAAAUCAUGUGAAAUCCUGGAAAAAGAGGAAGCCAACCCAACAGUAGUGGGGGAUUCUGGGGAAAAAGUUGUGCCUGUUAGGCUAGGAAAGUUUAGGAAUGUUGAUGUCGGUGAAGGUAGCAGUAGUAAUAAUGUGGAUGCUAGGAGGUGUUUCUCUAUGGGGUCUUUUGAGUAUGUAAUGGAUGAGAAUUCUUUCUUGCAAGUGCCAAUAAGAACCCCUAUGAAGAAACCAUCAAGCAAGAAGACUUCUUUGCCAUUGACACCUGGUCACUUCCCAGCAAUGUCUGAAUGUGAUUGUGAAUCAAGAAGAGGGUUCAAUGGUUUUGAAAUUAUGAGAAACUUUGAAACUAAUGGGAGUUCUAGCACUAGUGACAACAAUUGCAAGGCCAUUGGUAAGCGCAAGAAAGAAAGCUUCUCAAUAUCGAAAAUUUGGCUUCACGGGAAGAAGGACAAGCAAAAUUUUGCAGAGAACUCAACAAGGAGGGCCUUUUCAUUUCGGUUUCCGCUGCAUCAGAAUGUUGCUGCUUCUGCUGCUACUGAUGAUAGCAAGAAGGUGAAGAAUGGUAUUGCUGGUGCCAGGGAUACUGUUUCUGAGAUAGACUCGGGCAGUUGGGGUAAUGCAGGGAGUGAAUUUGGUUGUGAUGAGGAAAAUCAGAGCUGCUAUAGCUUAGAUUCACAAGCUAAAACACCAUCUUUUGCAAGGAGGACUCUGCUUUGGCUAGCUGGGAAACAAAACAAGGUUGUUCACUCAUCCUUUACACCAAAGAUCUAGUUUCUUAUUUCUUCCCUUGCAUUCUUUUUCUAGAAAAAGUGCUCUUUGAUUCCUUCAUUUGGAAGGCAAAAUUGGCUGAUCCUGUAGUAGGAAAAAGAAAGAAAAAAGUAAGAAGAGGAACAGAAAAAAAGGGUUCUAUUGAAAGAAAUUCCGGCAUAAAUUUUUUGUUGUCCAAAUUGAUCAUUUCUUCAUAGUUUGACUGCUUUCUUUUGUCUGUUUCAAGGUCUGCUAGGGUUUUCAUUUUCUUCUGGGUUCCAGAUAGGAAACAGAAAUUAUUGUUCUUGAAAUAACAAAAUUGACUUGUCUUGGAACAAAUUU